CCUGGCUCCAUCAGCAUCCUGGGCUGGAGAAGGACAAGAAAGGUCCUGAUGUCUCUUUAAGCCGGAGUCCAAGUUCCCAUCCUAAUCCCUCCCACCUGCUCUCUACUCGGCCCCCUGACGUCAGGAGGAAGGAGUGGAUGUGUGUGAGUGUGAGUUCAAGCUCUGGGGUGCUGCAUGCUCACACACACACACACACACACACACACACACACCCCAAAUAGCUUAAGUCCAUCUUUGCCUGCUGGCCCUAAGAAACGGGGGGGGGGUACAAAAGAAGAGGAAGGUGAAAGCUUCUGGAGGCAGGCUGACCCCACGGCCCAAGACUGAAGCAGGCAUCUCCAGGAAGCUUCGGGGGGCCCAUCGGUACUCUGCACAGCCCUGCUUUGUCCAGUUUCAUCCCUCAACCACUGCACGCCCUGAAGACAUCCCUGCCCACUGGGCUUCUCCACCAUGUCCUCUGAGCCCACCUCACCCCCAGUAGUGCCGCCUCUGCACUCCCCCAAGUCCCCUGUCUGGCCCACCUUCCCCUUCCAUCGUGAGGGGAGCCGGAUCUGGGACCGGGGCAGCAGCCUCCUGCUCAGAGACCUGCCUAGCCCCCUCCCCACCAAGAGAACCAGGACCUAUUCUGCCACUGCUCGGGCCUCAGCUGGGCCCAUAUUCAAGGGCGUCUGCAAGCAGUUUUCCCGUUCGCAGGGCCAUGGCUUCAUCACGCCAGAGAAUGGCACAGAGGACAUAUUCGUCCACGUGUCUGACAUCGAGGGGGAGUACGUGCCCGUGGAGGGAGACGAGGUGACCUACAAGAUGUGCCCCAUCCCCCCGAAAAACCAGAAGUUCCAGGCGGUGGAGGUGGUCCUGACCCACCUGGCCCCCCACACUAAGCAUGAGACAUGGUCUGGCCAGAUCAUUGGCUCCUAGGCCGCAGCACCGGGGUGGGGAGGGGGCAGGAAGGGGGCCCCCCAGUUCGAGCCCACCUGGGGUUGGGGAAGAACUCAGAGAGAAGGGAGAAAGCAGGCGGAGAGCCCAGGGGCAACCCACUGCCAGGCUCUGGCAUUUUUCUGCUGCCCCCUCCCACUUCUGCGUAGCUUUUUCAUGUAUGUGUGUAUGUGGUGUUAUUUUUCCCCCUGUUUGUACUGUUGUCCAAGCUAUGGGGAGAGAUCCAGGCUGAGACAACAGAAUCGGAAAGAGCUUCCCUCUCCUCCCCGGCCCCAUCCUCCCCUCCUCCCUGGAUUCCCCAGGACCACUGGGACCAGGGGAAGGUGUUAGCCACAAGACAGACUGCCCUUCCCACCUCUCUCCCCUCCCCUCAGAAUAGAGCAGAUGCUCGGGGCGUCACUGAGUCCUGUGGAUGGAGGAUCACAAAUGGAGCCUCUUUCUCCUCCUGCCCCUUCCCCCCUUCCAUCCCCGCUUUACUCUAGGAGAACCAGUCCCUGGAGAAUGGCAGGAUGUGAGCCCCUGCCUCCUUCACAGAUAGAGCUUCCCUUGUCUCCCCCACCCCGUGCCUGGGGGGCUAAAGGACCUCAGUUGUUUUUUUGGACACCCCCUCCCCCAACCCCAGCACAGGGGAGGGGGGGGACAAAGAAAGCAUGAACAGCAUCUCCCCCACCCUGGUCUUUCUGGGGACAGGGCUGGGGGAGUGCCUACCUGUCUUCCCACCCUGGGCUGCCUCUAUUUGGGAAGACACCUUGCCCCGCUCUCUUUAAUGACUUUGUACUGAUCUGGGACUCCAUCAUGAGUAUGCUCUACAAUAGGGGGAGAGCCCUGCUCAGCACUGUGCCAUCCCACCUUCAUAUGGGCCCCCCCUCCCAAACCUGAGUGCGGGUGGUUCCUGCAUCCCCCACACUCUGUCUCUGUAGUACCAACUCUGACCUUGUCCCUUCCCUGUCUCCCCCACAUCGCCCAAUGACUCCCUUUUCCUUCAGUUGCCACACUAAUGUAAUGCACUGUAGAUACUGGCCAGACUUAGUGAGGCCAGGAGGGUUAGAUAGGGGUUGGGGUGGGGGGGUUUCGGUUAGUGUCAAGUACGCCUCUCACGCCAGGAAAGGGGCAGAGUGGAUCACCACAGCCAGGGCUGGGGCCUUCCCUCAGGGCUCAGGCUCCUGCUGGGGUCCAUCAGAUAAGGAAAGCUGGGUGGAGGGGGUUGGGGCACGGCACCACCUGAUUCUAGAUAAGCUGGGGGUGGUAGUGGAGGAAGCUGACUGCUGAGUGGGGGACAAAGCCUUCUUCCCAGCCCUUGAGAUGGUGACACAGGGUAACUUUUUUUAUUUGGGGGUUAGGCACCGGAAAGCAGGGGCAAUGACAGAGAAAGGUAGAGCACCUUACAGUUUACAAAGCCCAUGCCUUCCCAUUUUGACCCUCAGAAGGUCCUCCUGGGAGGUGGACAAGGUGGAAUUGUCUCCAAACGGACCUGGAACCAGAAGUCAGCUCUCUGACACCUGGUCCAGCAUCUGCUUACUAAGCUGAGCCGUCUUCCUUCAGGGCCUGUUUUCUCCAGUCAGGGAAUCCAUGGUCAAAGUGGGUCAUCCCCACUCCUAGUCUGGGGACCCCAGAAGCAUAAAAACCUCCCUCUCCCCCAGCCCCAACUGAGAAGGACCCCAGGAAUUCCCAUCGCCGCUCACCUAAAAAAGCGUCCGAUGGAGGGUCUGUGUGGGAUCGCUUUGGAGCUGGCCCGGUGGGGGGAGGUCAUAGGCCAGUCACCCCUUCACGUGAGUUCUCAAGACCACUCACAUUUGUUGAACGUCCCAGAUUUAGAUUGUACCAAGCCUCCGGUUCUUUCUUGCCCUCCCGUCCGGGCCCAUGGGUGCUCUUCUCUGCCUAGCUUGGUCGGGCAAGAAAUGUGGAAUGGAAAGAGGGGGGCCCUCCUAGCCUAACUCCUUCCCCUUUCAGGGGUGUGGGGAGGACAGCACCUCCCUUCUCUCUUAUCCCCCUAGAAACCAUUGUGUGUCUUUGAAACUUCUGUGUGGUUCCCAUCCAGCAGACCUGGUGUCCAACCUUUGUAAUUCUGGCAAUAAAUCAUUAGGAGUGGC
Messenger RNA from Phascolarctos cinereus (koala), 3023 nucleotides. It is a transcript of the gene CSDC2, whose product is annotated as cold shock domain containing C2. The record is from RefSeq and is a predicted model, not a curated record. Lineage: Eukaryota; Metazoa; Chordata; Mammalia; Diprotodontia; Phascolarctidae. Gene Ontology annotation, biological process: regulation of mRNA stability. Gene Ontology annotation, cellular component: cytoplasm. Gene Ontology annotation, molecular function: mRNA 3'-UTR binding.